Haemonchus placei is the source of this 1773-nucleotide messenger RNA. The record is from the annotation of a GenBank genome assembly. Lineage: Eukaryota; Metazoa; Nematoda; Chromadorea; Rhabditida; Trichostrongylidae.
AUGUCGUCGGAUUCCAUGAAAGUGUCCGAUUUACGUAUCACUUUGUGCACUGAGGACGAUGAUGACAUCAUUUGCAUUGAUCAGAAGCAAUCGUUAUUCUUCCAGGCUUUUGCUUCUCUGAAUGAUCUUCGUUGCAAUGGUCAGUUAUGUGAUAUUGUACUUGUUGUGGAAGGAAAAAGAAUCAGUGCUCAUAAGGUUGUGUUGGCGGCUUCCAUUCCUUAUUUUCGAGUCAUGUUUACGACGGAGAUGUUGGAGGCCAACCAAACCGAGGUUGUCUUGCAAGAUCUUAAUUAUGACACCCUUGAACAACUCGUUUCAUUCGCUUAUUGUGGUGAGCUACGAAUAUCAGCAGGAAAUGUGCAGUCGAUAAUGAUUGGAGCGAAUUUCCUUCAACUCGAUGGUGUUGCUGAAAAAUGCGCGGAGUACCUGCAAACUCGGCUGCAUCCCUCAAACGCACUAGCUAUUCGUGCAUUCUGUUCGGCUCUUGGAUGCAGAUCGGUAGUCGCAGCAGCAGAUCGGUUUGUGCAGAAACACUUCGUAUCGGUGUGUCGCAGCGAAGAAUUCUAUCAGUUAUCUGUCGAUGAUGUGGUCGAACUGCUUUGUAUGGACGGCCUCUAUGUAGAGUCUGAAGAAGCUGUGUUUGAAGCCGCAUUUCGUUGGAUACAGCAUGAUUUAGAGCGACGAAAGAAGUUCGCUUCGAGGCUUCUUGCUUGUGUUCGUCUUCCUUUAUUGAAGCCGUCGUUCUUGGCCGAUCAAGUAGCAGGUCAUCAACUGGUCCGAGGAGAUUUGGCCUGCAGAGACCUUGUGGACGAGGCGAAAGAUUAUCACCUUAUUCCGGAACGACGACCGUAUCUGCGUUCAUUCCGAACGAAGGCUCGUUGUUGCAAUGACGUACCCGGUUUGAUGUUUGCAAUUGGUGGCCUGUCUACCGGGGGAGACUCCUUAUCUACUGUCGAGAUGUACGAUCCAUUAACAAAACGGUGGUCACCAGUUCGUUCUAUGACUAGUUUCCGAUCCAGAGUGGGCAUAGCUGUUCACGAUCGUAAGAUAUACGCUAUAGGAGGAUUUAAUGGUCAUGAUCGUCUCAAGAUAGUUGAGUCUUAUGAUUACAAUAAGAAUGAAUGGACACCGGUGGCACCAUUGACAAAGAAGCGCUCAGCACUUGCAGCUGCGUUCUUCAAUAACAAGCUAUACGUAUGCGGUGGUUAUGAUGGCAUAACGAGUCUCGCAACUGUGGAGGUUUAUUGCCCAGAAAAAAAUACGUGGGAGCUUGGUGAAGCAAUGACAAAGCAGCGAAGUGCAGCUGGUGUAGCAGUUCUUGAUGGAUAUCUGUACGUGAUGGGCGGUCACGACGGCAUGUCAAUAUUUUCUUCGGUAGAACGCUUUUCGCCUGAGAAAGGGCAGUGGGAGGCUGUGCCAUCGAUGUUGUCAAAAAGAUGUCGGUUGGGCGCUACAACUUUGAACGGGAAAAUCUACGUGUGUGGAGGGUACGAUGGUGCCCAAUUUCUGAAUAGCGUUGAAUGUUUUGAUCCGGCAACAAUGCGAUGGUCACCGGUAACACCUAUGAAUAUCAAACGUAGCCGUGUGUCGUUGGUUUCGAAUGCGAACUCACUAUAUGCUAUUGCGGGUUACGAUGGCAUGUCAAAUCUUUCUUCAAUGGAAGUUUAUCGUGAAGAGACGGAUCAAUGGGAGUUAUCGACGCCACUCGGAUCCCAUGAAGGAGGUGUGGGUGUGGGUGUUAUUCCAAUUCCCCCCAAUAUGUUAGCUGGAUAA